CUAUGGUGGAGGGGGUGGAACACACAAACAGCGAAAGGGAAGGCAAAGCAAUCAGAAGUAGAAGCUAUAGAAAGAGAAACGGAAACGUAGCCUAAAGCGGAACAAAGAGGAGGAGCUGUCGAGCAGCAGAAAAUCCGCAUCACUAACAGAAAAUUACGGAAAAAAUUGGAGCUAAACGGAGUUUAGGAUGAACAACGGAUUCAGCACCGGCGAGGAGGACAGUCGCGGCCACACGGACCAGACCUGCUGCCUUAUCGAUGACAUGGAGAGGUGUCGCAACCAGGCCGGCUAUGCCAGCUAUUCCAAGCGUAUCCAGAAAACGGUGGCCCAAAAGCGGCUAAAACUUAGUAGUGAUCCCAGUGCCCAGCACAUAUACAUCUGUGACCAUCACAAGGAACGCAUCCAAUCGGUGCGGACCAAGCGGAGGCGCAAGGACAGCGAGGACGAUAGCAACGAAACGGAUACAGAUCUGCACGAAUUCCCCGAUCUAUAUCAGUUGGGUGUUAGUACGCUGCGUCGAUACAAGCGCCACUUCAAGGUCCAAACCCGACAGGGCAUGAAGCGGGCGCAGCUGGCGGAUACCAUUAUGAAGCACUUUAAGACAAUACCCAUCAAGGAGAAGGAGAUUAUCACAUUUUUUGUGUACAUGGUCAAGAUGGGCUCGAAUAAGUUGGACCAAAAGAAUGGCAUUGGCAACGACACUACCUGAAGACGCAGGGGCGGAGGCCAGGUGGUCAGGUGGCAUAGAUUGGAGGAGGACGAUGCCGAUUCGGUCUUCUCAUUUUAAUGCCAACCCAUAGACCAACAACCGCCCGCCACCCACAAACGCUCAUAAUAUUGUUGCUGCAUUUGGUGUCGUCAUCGAAUACCGAGACCGAGAUGUCAGAGCAUUGUUCAUCUAUAAACGACAAGGAAACGAAUUGUGUGAAAAAAAAAUACUGAUAGCGAAAUGUCCUUUCCAUCUCACCCACUGCCCAUAAAUCUCCUUCCCGAUCACUUCCCAACAAAACAGAUAAGAUUACUAAUAACUUUAAAUUAUAAAAAAAAAUUGCAAUGUAAAACUAAACGAAAAAAAGGUAAAGUAAUGUGGCAACUGGUGCUCCCAAAACAAAUAAAAAAUAGUCUAAGUUUAAGCGAAAUAUUGUACAACAUAAAAGUAGCAUUGGUCUGUUGUUAAUAUUAAUAGAGCUCUUUACUGUAAACACUUUUACACUUAUACAUAUAUUACAUAAAAAAAAUAAACUAUGUAAAUUUACAAGAGAAUUAACA
Drosophila bipectinata is the source of this 1269-nucleotide messenger RNA. It is a transcript of the gene Sap30, whose product is annotated as SIN3-associated polypeptide 30. Gene Ontology annotation, biological process: regulation of DNA-templated transcription. Lineage: Eukaryota; Metazoa; Arthropoda; Insecta; Diptera; Drosophilidae. Gene Ontology annotation, cellular component: histone deacetylase complex. The record is from RefSeq and is a predicted model, not a curated record. Gene Ontology annotation, molecular function: protein binding; transcription coregulator activity.